Messenger RNA from Capsella rubella, 1004 nucleotides. RefSeq names its product maf-like protein DDB_G0281937. Bases 160 to 861 code for a protein of 233 amino acids. Gene Ontology annotation, molecular function: nucleoside triphosphate diphosphatase activity. The transcript has 10 exons. The record is from RefSeq and is a predicted model, not a curated record. Lineage: Eukaryota; Viridiplantae; Streptophyta; Magnoliopsida; Brassicales; Brassicaceae.
CAGUUACGGUUAGGGUUUUCGGUUCCGGUUUUUUGGCCAGGAACGGUUAAUUACUGCUUUGCUCUGUACCUGCAACAACACUUGAGAUCCGAGUCGUGUAUCUCUGAUCAAUUGAUAACACGAUAAUUCAAGUUCCAGCAAUCUAGUUUACAGAAGAAAAUGGAAUCGAAUCAUCCUCACUUCAAGAUAAUUUUGGGGUCUUCUUCGAUUGCUCGACGUACGAUACUAACAGAGAUGGGAUACCAAUUCACUCUCAUGAGUGCUGAUAUUGAUGAGAAAAGCAUCCGUAAGGAGAAACCUGAAGAUUUGGUUUUGGCUUUAGCUGAGGCAAAGGCUGAUGCUAUUGUUUCAAAACUCGAAACUACUAAAUGUGUGGAUGAGGAAAAACCUACAGCCUUGAUUUCAUCAGAUACAGCUGAAGCGAUCAUGGAGCGGAUACCUGAUGGUGACAACAUAGAGGAGGAUAAGUCGACCUUACUUAUUACUUGUGACCAAGUGGUAGUCUAUGAAGAUGCCGUCAGAGAGAAACCCUCGAAUCCCGAAGAAGCUAGGGAGUACAUAAGAGGCUACUCCAAUGGACACACAGCAACAGUGAGUUCUGUGGCUGUAACAAAUCUCAAAACAGGAUUCAGACAAGCAGGCGUUGAUAGAGUGGAGAUCUAUUUCAAUGAAAUACCGGAGGAGACUAUAGAGAAACUGAUUGAGGAAGGUACGGUGCUUAAGGUGGCUGGUGCACUCCUAAUCGAACAUCCUCUAAUAUUGCCAUGCGUUAAGGAAGUGGCUGGGACAACGGAUAGUGUGAUGGGUCUGCCCAAAGACUUGACUGAGAAACUGAUAAAGGAAGUAUUGGCAAGCACAUAGGUUACAUUCCUGGUCUUUGAGACAUAACAUGAACAAAAAGUUUUUGUUAAACUAGUUGUGUUACUUCCUCGUUGUAUCUCACUAAACCUUUAGAUUGGAAUUUGGUAUUUUCUUACUGCUGUAGCAUUAGAGGCUUUGAAACA